Racocetra fulgida is the source of this 594-nucleotide messenger RNA. Lineage: Eukaryota; Fungi; Glomeromycota; Glomeromycetes; Diversisporales; Gigasporaceae. The record is from the annotation of a GenBank genome assembly.
GUUCAAAUACUUAACACACCUGGCAAUAGUAUUGCAGUGGGUGCUACUAUUAUAAUCACUUGGACAUAUACCCCACAAGUGAAUCCGAUUCCAGGCAUUUUAAGUAUUAUCGACAACACAACUAAAAACACAGUCAUAAUUAGCUCUACUAUAAACCUCUCUUCCCAAUCCUACCAGUGGAAGGUCAAUGUUCCCGCGGGCACUUAUUUCCUUGGUCUCAACGACGGGUCUGGUGAUAAGUAUUCUGGAACUUUCACAGUCUUUCAGUCCGGAUUACCUAACCCCGCAACUACUCAAGCUCUAUUUAGUCAAAGUGCUCAACUAACUAUUCACUCACCAGCUAAAACAGAUGAAGUUGUCCCCUCUACCCCUAAUCCAACUACUAAAGCUAAUGUUAAUCAAACUACUACAAAUUCAUCUAAUAUUGGAAUAUAUAUUGGUAUCGCUAUAAGUGGUAUUAUAAUUGGUGUAGUCUUAUCUUUUGUUGGAUCUUAUGUAUAUAAAAAAUACCAAGAUUCAAGAUUUAUUCCAACAUCUGGCAACGUUGAUCAUAUGGAUUCAAUGCCUGGCAAUGUUGGUUUAUCAUGGGUUUAA